Messenger RNA from Heterobasidion irregulare TC 32-1, 498 nucleotides. RefSeq lists its product as uncharacterized. The transcript has 4 exons. The annotation marks the transcript as partial. Lineage: Eukaryota; Fungi; Basidiomycota; Agaricomycetes; Russulales; Bondarzewiaceae. The record is from RefSeq and is a predicted model, not a curated record.
GCCGCCCUACAGCCGUUCCCAGAGCGGCUGUUUCACCGGGUUAGCCGGCUGAGGCGGUCCUGUGUGAUGUCAUUGACACUCCGGACCGACCUCCAGGUGGAGCUUUUGACCGCUUUCUUAAAUACCCGUGGUCCGAGGGCAAUUCUUUCCUCAGACUCUUACCCUCUGGACCACAGUCCUGUUGUUAUAGAGCUUCUUUUUGGCACUCUCUCUGUGCUAGUCACUUCAUUGUCACUGCGCUCAACAAUCUCUGUCAUCAUCAACAUUUUUGAGGGACUUUUUCCAAAGUUUGUAAAGGCACAACAUAAUAGGAUAAGUGACCUAUUAAAACAUGCUUGGGUAAACCUGUCCCAUUCUCCAAGUUAUUCAUCAUAUAUAAAUUAUGAUCACAUAGAGCAUCAUACCUCCAGUUUAAAAAUAACACAGUGGAAUUUCACCACUUCAAAUAUCUCCACAUUGGUCCACACUUGUACCAAAGGGUACAUGACAUGCCUGUAA